AAGCUUUUCAUGCAUACAUCAUUCUAUAGAGAAAAACGAUUAAAAAGAUUUGCCUACGUUUACUUGAUAUAUUAAAAAAAAAAAAGAUACUUUGUGUGCCUAACCGCCAUUGUUUGGACAUUUUCUAACGAUUUCAAUGCAUAAAAAUUGACUUGUGAAAACGUCAAAGAACCAUCAAUUCAUAUACUAUACAAAAAACUUGAAGGUUAAGGCAGAAAUAACUUCAGUACAUAUAAUAUAAGUUUCGAUUUGACAGUCGUGACGAACAGAUAAAGAAUUAAGAAAAACGCCUUCGCCAACGUAGCAUGUCUACAAUGAAUCCCGAGUAUGAUUAUCUUUUUAAACUCCUCCUUAUUGGAGACUCUGGAGUAGGAAAAUCAUGUUUGCUACUACGUUUUGCUGAUGAUACUUAUACGGAGAGUUACAUUAGUACCAUUGGUGUUGAUUUCAAGAUAAGAACUAUUGAUCUUGAUGGUAAAACGAUAAAACUUCAAAUAUGGGAUACUGCUGGACAAGAACGUUUCCGAACUAUUACGAGUUCUUAUUACAGAGGAGCACACGGAAUCAUCAUUGUUUAUGAUUGCACAGAUCAAGACUCAUUUAAUAAUGUUAAACAGUGGUUAGAAGAAAUUGACCGCUAUGCUUCUGAUAAUGUUAACAAGUUAUUGGUCGGCAAUAAAUGUGAUUUAAAUGUCAAAAAAGUCGUUGAUUACGCUACUGCUAAGGAAUACGCUGAUCAAUUAACUAUACCAUUUCUUGAGACUUCAGCGAAAAAUGCUAUGAAUGUAGAACAAGCUUUCAUGACUAUGGCAGCAGAAAUAAAAGCACGAGUUGGUCCACCAUCAGGUACAGAUGCUGAUCCAGCUCAUAAAGUGAAGAUAAAUCAAGGUCGCGACGUUGAUGCGCCUAAAUCAGGAUGUUGCUGAAAUUUCUACCUAUUAAUUCCAUUUAAUUGACUGCAAUAACAUCGUUAAGCACUAAAAAUAUGAUGCACAUUAAAAUUAAUUCAAGAGGAGUGCAUAACGAUAAUGGUUGAUACGACGAAGAAAAAUUGGAGAAGUUACAAUUUUGAAAUAAGAGAAUCAGAAUUCUAAAUGACCGGCAGAAAACAUUUUUUCAUCACUUUUUUUAAACUAUCAUUUGUAAAAGUAA
This is a messenger RNA of Cotesia glomerata, 1152 nucleotides long. RefSeq names its product ras-related protein Rab-1A (gene Rab1). The transcript is spliced from 4 exons. The record is from RefSeq and is a predicted model, not a curated record. Gene Ontology annotation, molecular function: GTPase activity; GTP binding. NCBI's taxonomy places the organism in Eukaryota, Metazoa, Arthropoda, Insecta, Hymenoptera, Braconidae. The coding region runs from base 306 to 926 and encodes 206 amino acids.